This is a messenger RNA of Colletotrichum lupini, 1203 nucleotides long. RefSeq lists its product as uncharacterized. Bases 1 to 1203 code for a protein of 400 amino acids. The record is from RefSeq and is a predicted model, not a curated record. NCBI's taxonomy places the organism in Eukaryota, Fungi, Ascomycota, Sordariomycetes, Glomerellales, Glomerellaceae. The transcript is spliced from 14 exons.
AUGUCGUUGGCGCCUGAAAAUCAACGCAAAGAUUGCAAAAUCAAUGAAAGCUACUGUUACGACUUGGUAAUGACUGCGACUCCAAAACUUGAGAAUGCCGCGUUACCACACAGUUGCCACAACAUCGACAGAGUCUUUUGUGCGACCCGGCGGCGAAGUCAAUCAAUUUUGAGGCGAGAACCAAAUACUAAGGAUGAGGGAAUACAACGGAGCAUCAUACUCGAGUCAGCUGUCAGCCCAUCAAACGUUAAUCCGAGCAAGUACUGGAAAGCCGAACUCAUCUGGGUAACGCUCGUCGAAGGCAUACUUGGCAAGGCCGUAAUGGACUCGAUCGCAGGGGACCCAGCUCUACGGAGACAAGGAAUAACAAAUACGAUCGAGGGGUCGACUACUUCGAUGACGGUCAUUCUCGGCCAAUGCCCGCCAUCUAGAACCAAACAUCGGUCUAAGACGCAAGCCAUGCGGACAUGUCGCCAUGAAUUCAGAGACAAGGCCAGUGCCGUUUUCGCAUAUGGAAGGUUUAAUCGCAUCCUCUUUUGGGUCUUCUCCAGAGCCACUGACUCCAACUCCACGGCGACAUGGCUCAGGAAAACGCCAUACUCCAAGUAUCGGUCAAAAUUAGCGGCAACUAUAAUAACAACAGAAACUCGCAUCACGAUUCGCAUAGCAGGCGUAUGGCCAAAGUUUACAAAGCUAAGUUUUCAGUUCACUCCAAUUAGCCAUGACUUGAAGAGAGCGUCCAUCGUCAACUUCCGUGACGGCAAUGGUGCUCGACCAAGCGACAAGACACCGGCCAAGAAGGCGUGCUCUACAGCUUUCCAUCCCAGUGAUUCAGUAUACAAAACACCUGAGACGGAAGCCAAGAAUGCCACAGACUUCAAACCCCAAAAGCUAAACGCCACAAAAUUCCCACGAUCAAUGGGUAUUUCCCACCAGACUCAACUCGCGAUGAAGAACACUUUCAACACCCUACCGGCUCAACUCUACCAGACCCAGAAUUUCGAUUUGACGCUGCCAAAAGGUCGGCAAUCGUGUCACUCUAUGGGGCUUGGCGCUGGCACGUUGUAUCAGGGGAGUGAGGACUUUGCGAAGCAACAAUACGUAGCUGUUCAAAUGUCUUCAUUCUUAUUCUGUUCGAUGCGGGGGAUGUCCUACAUUUACAUUGAGCCGUAUCUCAAUGCUCAUGAGGGUCUCUCUAUUUGA